AUGCAAAACAACAAUAGCUCCCCAAUCUUCGUUUAUUCUCAUUUUUGCCAAAAUCCGGAACCGAUAUUAGCAUCGUUAUUAUCACAAACCCCACCACCUUAUCAUCUAACCGUUCCGUUGGAUGAUCUGAUCAAUUCCCGUAGACGACCCAACGGGACUAUUCCAAGUCCCAAAAACGCGUUCAUGUUAUUUAGGAAAGAUCUGAACGCGAAACUAAAACAAAACACCCCUGGGUUAACCUUUGGCAAACUUUCAGGAAUUGCUAGUCAAUCUUGGAAACAUCAACCUCAAAGUGUUUUACAAUUCUUUGAGGUGAUGUCCAUGGUCGCCACCCAGCGACAUAGGAUUUUAAAAACAUCUCCUAUACCACCAACAAAACCAUCAAAUCCUCCACCACAACCAAAAUCGCCAUUAAAACCAUCAACACCAUCAACACCACCAACACCGGUAAAACCUGCAAUAAUAUCAACAUCAUUAACACCAUUAACCCCACCAAUACCAUUAACACCAUUAAUGCCAUUAAGGCCACCACCUUCAUCAAUUAUCAUUUUGAAUUCUUCAGAAGAUAAUUUAGAUUGGAUAAGAUAUAAUUAUAUCCGAAGGAUUUUAGGAUUCUAA
Molecule: messenger RNA, 618 nt
Organism: Funneliformis geosporum
Lineage: Eukaryota; Fungi; Glomeromycota; Glomeromycetes; Glomerales; Glomeraceae
Source: the annotation of a GenBank genome assembly